AUAUAUACGCACAUAGGAUAGACUGUGUGUAUUUAUAUACCCACGACUCCCUUUCUUUCUCCUCAAGAUGUUGGCGUGGAAUCAUUGAAUAUCAUAUAUUUCUCAAUCAAAGUUUUAAUCUCUACUAUAAAUUUACAACCCCUUUUUGCUAAUUCAUUAUCUUCUGAUCUCACGGAUCGAUAAGUUAUGAUCUUCUCAAGAAUUGGGCGUUCUUUAUCACGCUCCCCGCGUUCCACAAAGAGUUUGUUGACUAAUGGGAGAGCAGCUCUUGUGGGUGAAUCAAUUUUACAAGGUCCUGGUAGUGUUGAUGGGAAAUUAGGGCUUGUGAGGAAGUAUUUAGCUGCUAAUGGAAACCUGGCUGUUUCCAAAGCUUAUUUGUCUGAUUUCAGAUAUCUUCUUGCAAACCCUAGAUUGCAUAGAUAUUUCUCCACUGAAGAGGGGCCUAAAAAGAAGAAUUAUGAGAACUUCUAUCCCAAAGACAAGAAGGAGAUUCCGAAAGGGGAUGAACAGAAGUCACAGUCGAAAGAGGAUUCAAACACAGAUGAUGGUGGUGACUUUCAGUCAGCUUUUAUGAAGCAAAUCCAGAAUCUAAUUAUCCCCUUGUUGGUGAUUGGAAUGUUUUUCUCAUCAUUUCCUUUUGGUGGCCGUGAAGAGAAACAGAUUAGUUUCCAAGAGUUCAAAAAUAAGCUUCUGGAACCAGGUUUAGUGGAUCAUAUAGUGGUUACUAAUAAAACAGUUGCUAAAGUGUAUGUAAGAAGCACACCCUUAAAUCGGUCCAGAGGUGAUGGACCGGUUGCUCAAGGUCCUGAUACUGAUAAUGACACAAGAGGUAAGAAAGGCCAGUAUAAGUAUUAUUUCAAUAUUGGAAGCAUAGAAUCAUUUGAAGAGAAAUUAGAGGAAGCCCAGGAAGCCUUAGGUAUUGACCCCCAUGAUCAUGUUCCCGUUACCUACAAUUCUGAAAUUGGGUGGUAUCAAGAAGUGAUGAGGUUUGCGCCAACACUUUUGUUAUUGGGAACUCUUAUGUACAUGGGACGGAAAAUGCAGGGUGGAUUAGGUGUUGGAGGUGGUGGUGGAAAAGGUGCUCGUGGGAUAUUUAACAUAGGGAAAGCUCACAUUACCAAGGUGGACAAAAAUGCAAAAAACAAGGUUUAUUUUAAAGAUGUUGCUGGCUGUGAUGAAGCAAAGCAAGAAAUCAUGGAGUUUGUACACUUUCUCAAGAACCCUAAGAAAUAUGAGGAACUAGGUGCAAAAAUUCCAAAAGGUGCUUUAUUGGUUGGACCUCCUGGAACAGGUAAAACUCUUUUAGCCAAGGCAACUGCUGGAGAAUCCGCUGUGCCUUUCCUGUCUAUAUCUGGUUCAGAUUUUAUGGAAAUGUUUGUCGGGGUUGGACCAUCUAGGGUGAGAAACUUGUUUCAAGAAGCAAGACAAUGUGCACCUAGUAUUAUAUUUAUUGAUGAGAUCGAUGCUAUUGGUCGAGCAAGAGGACGGGGGGGUUUCUCAGGUUCUAAUGAUGAGCGUGAAAGCACACUCAAUCAGUUGCUUGUAGAAAUGGAUGGAUUUGGUACCACUUCUGGAGUAGUUGUCCUUGCUGGUACUAAUAGGCCUGAUAUAUUAGACAAAGCCCUUUUAAGGCCUGGCAGAUUUGAUAGGCAGAUCUCUAUAGAUAAGCCUGAUAUUAAAGGGAGGGACCAGAUAUUCCAGAUUUAUUUGAAGAAGUUAAAACUUGAUAAUGAGCCAUCGUACUUCUCCCAGAGACUUGCGGCCCUUACUCCUGGAUUUGCUGGAGCAGAUAUUGCAAAUGUUGUUAAUGAAGCUGCUUUAAUUGCUGCGAGGAGUGACCAAACAACAGUGACAAUGGAGCAUUUUGAGGGGGCUAUUGAUAGAGUAAUUGGUGGCUUGGAAAAGAAGAACAAGGUUAUAAGCAAACUUGAGCGUCGGACUGUAGCUUAUCAUGAAGCAGGUCAUGCCAUUGUAGGAUGGUUUUUGGAACACACAGAACCUUUGCUAAAAGUUACUAUCGUUCCUCGCGGUACAGCUGCACUUGGUUUUGCACAAUAUGUACCAAAUGAAAACCUUCUCAUGACCAAGGAGCAGCUUUUUGAUAUGACAUGCAUGACACUUGGUGGUCGUGCAUCUGAGCAGGUUAUGUUGGGUAAAAUCUCGACUGGAGCACAAAAUGACUUGGAGAAAGUGACAAAAAUGACAUAUGCACAAGUAGCAGUCUAUGGCUUUAGUGAGAAGGUGGGUCUCCUUUCUUUCCCUCAGAGAGAGGAUGGUGGCUUUGAGAUGACUAAGCCCUACAGCAACAAGACAGGAGAUAUUAUUGACACUGAAGUGCGAGAAUGGGUGGCCAAGGCUUAUGAAAAGACAAUUGAACUUGUAGAGAAACAUAAAGAGCAUGUCGCUCAAAUUGCAGAGCUUUUGCUUGAAAAGGAAGUACUCCACCAGGAAGACUUGCUCCGGGUUUUAGGUGAACGGCCUUACAAACCUGCUGAGAUGACGAACUAUGAUAAAUUUAAGCAAGGGUUUAUGGAGGAGGAUGACAAGAGCAAACCUGCCACAGAGAGUGUGAGUGAAGAAGAUGAUGACUCAGCACCUCUUGUACCAGAUGUGGUUCCAACUUAAUAUUUGAUCGGACAGGAAGGAGGCUUCCUUUAGUGAUUGUACAUGCAUUUUAAUGAAAAUUUUCUUCCUAAUUUUUACAUUAUUCGCUUUCUUCUACAUUGUCAAGCGAGAAUAUGAUUAUAGAGCUGGACAGACUUUAUUUUGGAGAUGCUUCAUACCUCUGCAGCCGCCCAGCUUGUUAGCAUAGCCUUUAAUUUCUACCAAGUCAGUCUUGUUGUAAUUUCAUUUACACUUUCAUUAAUAAAUUAGUUACUUUGUGUGGA
Daucus carota subsp. sativus is the source of this 2888-nucleotide messenger RNA. RefSeq names its product ATP-dependent zinc metalloprotease FTSH 10, mitochondrial. Gene Ontology annotation, cellular component: m-AAA complex; chloroplast thylakoid membrane. The record is from RefSeq and is a predicted model, not a curated record. The coding region runs from base 187 to 2625 and encodes 812 amino acids. The transcript is spliced from 8 exons. Gene Ontology annotation, molecular function: ATP-dependent peptidase activity; ATP binding; metalloendopeptidase activity. NCBI's taxonomy places the organism in Eukaryota, Viridiplantae, Streptophyta, Magnoliopsida, Apiales, Apiaceae. Gene Ontology annotation, biological process: mitochondrial protein processing.